This is a messenger RNA of Penaeus vannamei (Pacific white shrimp), 1658 nucleotides long. NCBI's taxonomy places the organism in Eukaryota, Metazoa, Arthropoda, Malacostraca, Decapoda, Penaeidae. The record is from RefSeq and is a predicted model, not a curated record.
GCCGGAGACCGAUUCCCCGAACCCAAGCAGGGCAAGCGGGGCCGCCCUCGUCUUGCCCUCGCCGGCGCGUCACCCAGGGCGCUUCUGCCACAGCGCGAGGCGAUCACAUUUCUCUGUUAUCGGGCCGUGUGUCUUGGUCGUCAUCGCUAACGGGAUGUUUCACGAUAAUGUGUGGCGCGGAACCUCAUCCGGUUGGCUUUCGCUGUUCACGCCGUUCGCUGCUUCACGACAAAGGCCGCCUUUGUGAAAUAAACCUCACAAUGUCGAACACGUGUCGCACCUGUGGGGGGUCCUCCUUCACGGUGGAAUCUGCUGUCAAAAUGUGUGACCAGUGUGGCACUGAACAAACAAAUUACGCAGAGUAUAUGAGCCAGGAGAUUUUUGCGGAGGUGGAUCGUUCACGGUUUGCAUCACAGCUUGCUGAUGAAAGAGAUGAUGCCGAUUCCGUGGACUCGAAACCUAAAGAGGCACCUCAGAAUGAUUGGACAUCAUAUGAAGCCUUUAACAUUGUCUUGUUUGAGUGGACACAGGCUUUGCGUGCCAGUGGGGCUUCCAAGAACUUUCAGGAGACGGUGUUCAGGCUGUGGGUCACAUACCUGCAGCGGAUGGAAGUGGCUUUCAUGCCAUUGGAGGGAAACAAGACCUGGAAACCUAAGGCAUCUAUUAUUGAGACCCCAAGAGAUGUACAGCUGAUACACAGUGGGCGAGAGCAAGUGGUUUCAACCCCGUUGGGCCGCCAACGAAAGACCCCCCAAAAAGAGGAGUUGUUGAAUAGGUUAAAGAAUAAGGUGGAACACAGGAAAUUAAAGAAAGUGAACGAGAACACCUUGAGUAAAUAUCUAACAUCCGAAAUGAGUAAGUCGAUCAUAGAAAUGGAAGAGGAAUCGUCGGACUCUGAGACGGGGAUGAAUAACACUAAUGGCAGCAAAAGAGGUGUAAAGAGGAAAAACAGAUCGGCUCGCAAUAGCAUCACAGGAGAUGAUACUUUGGAGGGCAAGAGAAGUGUAAACAAGUCCAGUGCUCAGAGCUCGGCAAAUUGCAGUGUUGCGAGAGAUAUUUCAGAGGCUGAAGCUAGCAUUGACAGUUUGAAAACCCCAGUCCUGUGCCACAAUUCCUUCAUCAGCAAACAUAUCAAGAAAUACCGGAAAGAGAAGGAUUUAGGAGAUGAAUAUGACGCUGAGAAUUCACGCGCUGAUACUCCUGAGAGCUUCCAGGUGACAAAGUUCUACAUCCAGGGAAGAAUGCCGUUCCAUCUGAAUUACAAGAAGCUCCUAUGUCUGCUGUAUCUGGCCGUCCUUCUCUCAGGGGAGGAGAUUUUGUUGAUGGACAUUAUCAGAUGGUGCCGAGAAGGCCACAUCCCCUAUGUAUCAGCUCAGAACUUGCUAAAGCAGGACAUGAAGAUGAUCCGGGAAGACAUUAAAGUGUUCACUAAGAUAGUUGUCCCCAUGGCUGACGCAAUUCAAGAAGUAGCAGGGAAGAUGGCGGCCUUCCUUUCAAUCCAGUACAUACCACUCCCUAAGGAGGAUCUGAUCAUUGAGAGGAUUGUAGACAUCCUUCGAUUGCCAGGUGAGGAUUUCUGGUUAUCACAUGAUGUGGUAUUGGAUUUCAUGCAAAGUGGGUGUUUCUUGUUUCAUAUCUAUUAACAGGUUUCUUUGUUU